This is a messenger RNA of Cornus florida, 1362 nucleotides long. RefSeq lists its product as uncharacterized. Bases 216 to 1139 code for a protein of 307 amino acids. Lineage: Eukaryota; Viridiplantae; Streptophyta; Magnoliopsida; Cornales; Cornaceae. The record is from RefSeq and is a predicted model, not a curated record. Gene Ontology annotation, molecular function: phosphatidylinositol transfer activity. The transcript has 6 exons.
AUUUUUCUUUUCCCUCCAUAAUUGUUGAAAAUCACGCACUAACAAUCUCUCUCUCUCUUUGCCCUGAGCUGUACGCUGGUUUGGUAGCAGAAUCAAAUUCCAUUCACCUAAAACAGCUCUCUCUCUCUCUCUCUAAAACUUGAUCGAUCUUUCACGAGUACUUUCUCUCUCUACCACUUCCGCGAGGCUUUUCCUUUUUCCAAUAAACAGUUGCCAUGUUUCGGAGAAGACAAUCUCAGAAUCAGCAGGAGGAUGAUCCUUCACAACAGGUUGAUAAGAUCAGGGAACUCAGGACUGCUCUUGGACCCUUAUCCGGACGCUGCUUGCAAUUUUGCACUGAUGCAUGCCUGAGGAGAUACUUGGUAGCUCGAAACUGGAAUGUUGGAAAAUCAAAGAAAAUGUUGGAAGAGACACUCAAGUGGAGAUCAACCUAUAAGCCAGAGGAAAUCCGCUGGCAUGAAGUAGCACAUGAAGGUGAGACUGGCAAAGUGUCCAGAGCAAAUUUUCAUGAUCUACUUGGGAGGUCUGUCCUUAUAAUGAGGCCAGGAAAGCAGAACACCACAUCAGCAGAAAAUAAUAUCCGUCAUCUAGUCUAUCUCAUAGAGAAUGCUAUCCUUAACCUCCCGGAGGGUCAAGAAAAAAUGUCAUGGCUUAUAGACUUCACUGGAUGGUCACUGAACACUAACGUCCCCAUUAAAACAGCCCGAGACAUUGCUUACAUUUUACAGAAUCACUACCCCGAGAGACUUGCCAUAAUAGUUCUCUAUAAUCCACCACGAAUUUUUCAGGCAUUUUGGAAGGUUGUGAAGCUUUUUUUGGACCCAAAAACAUUUCAGAAGAUCAAGUUUGUUUACCCAAAUAACAAAGAGAGUGAGGAGAUCAUGAGGUCCUUUUUUGAUGUUGAAAACCUUCCGAGUGAGUUUGGAGGAACAGGCAGCUUGAAAUAUGAUCAUGAAGAGUUUUCCAGAUUGAUGGCCCAGGAUGAUGUCAAAACCGCUAAAUUCUGGGGAUUCGACGAUAGUAAGCCUUGCCAUGCUAUGAAUGGCUACUCGGGAGCAGAGGUGGCUCCAGAACCGGUGAGUCUGCACCACCUGCAAGCUGAGUCAGACAAAAAUGCCCAUGAGUAUGUAAAAACCUAAAGGAAUGUCGAACAGUGAGCUGACAGAGUUAGCUAAUACGUGUAUCGAAUCUACUGAUGAGAAGUGGAAAUGAUUUUCCCGCGCUCUUUGAAAUGAAUAAGCGUUAAUAUGCUGCACCUUGCGGCUGAGCAAAGUUAUCUUCCUCUCCAUAUGCCAUUAUUUUCAGUGUGUUUCUCAACUUCAAAUGACCAAACUUGAAUGAUUUACUCCUUGUUCCAUUGUC